CAUGGGACUCCGCACAUCAUGUAAACAGGCGCGAGUACUUAAGUCGAUCGUCUGCCGCUGUUGAAACCAUCCUCACUGCGGUGCCUCUCUUCUCUUCACACCCAAUACAGCGAAGACAUCUGCAAUCAUGGGUUUCAUGCUCAAAGCCCCCCCUGGCACGCCGGGUUCGGCGGCACCUGCCAUCAUGAUCGGCCUGUUCGUCGCCUUUGGCGGUGUUCUCUUCGGUUAUGAUACCGGUACCAUUGGUGGUAUCCUUGGUAUGGCCCACUGGAGAGAGCUCUUCUCCACUGGCUACAGGAACACCAAGGAUGGCCUUCCCGAUAUCACAUCGGAACAGAAGUCUCUCAUCGUGUCUAUCCUGUCGGCCGGUACCUUCUUCGGUGCUCUCACUGCUGCCCCUACCGCUGAUCUCCUCGGUCGCGUCAUGGGUCUCGUUGCCUCCAAUGUUGUCUUCUGCGUCGGUGUUAUUCUCCAGACCAUCGCCACUGACAUUCCCCUCUUCGUCGCCGGCCGUUUCUUUGCCGGAUACGGAGUCGGUAUGAUCUCUGCGACCAUCCCUCUCUACCAGUCUGAGACCUCGCCCAAGUGGAUCCGUGGUGCAAUUGUUGGCUGCUACCAGUUCGCUAUCACCAUCGGUCUGUUGAUCGCUGCCAUUGUCGACAACGCCACCAAGGACCGUCCCGACACCGGCUCGUACCGCAUCCCUAUCGCGGUACAGUUCGCCUGGGCCAUCAUCAUGUUUGUGGGCUGCGCCUUCAUCCCUGAGACCCCACGUUGGUUCAUCAAGAAAGGCCGUCCUGAGAAGGCUGCAAAGUCGCUGUCCAAGCUGCGCAAGCUGGACCUCGAGCACCCUGCUCUCGUCGAGGAACUUGCUGAGAUCACCGCCAACCACGAGUACGAGCUGUCGCUCGGCAAGGCCACCUACCUCGAUUGCUUCAAGGGCAACCUUGGCAAGCGUCUCGCGACCGGCUGCCUGCUCCAGGCCCUGCAGCAGUUGACCGGAAUCAACUUCAUCUUCUACUACGGCACUUCGUUCUUCCAGAACACCGGCAUCGACAACCCUUUCGUCAUCACCAUGAUCACAUCCUGCAUUAACGUCGCAUCGACCGUCCCCGGUCUGUGGCUCGUUGAGAAGUGGGGUCGUCGCAAGCUGUUGCUGUUCGGCGCCAUCGGCAUGGCCGUGUGCCAGUUCAUCGUCGCCAUCGCCGGCACCGUCGUCGGCACCGACAACCUCCCCGUCCAGCGCCUGCUCAUUGCAUUCGUCUGCAUCUACAUUUUCUUCUUCGCGUGCUCGUGGGGUCCUGUCGCGUGGGUUGUCACCGGCGAGAUUUUCCCGCUCAAGGUCCGCGCAAAGUCCCUCUCCAUGACCACUGCAACUAACUGGUUGCUCAAUUUCGGCAUUGGAUACGCAACCCCGUACAUGGUCGAUUCCGGCCCCGGAAACGCCAACAUGGGCGCCAAAGUCUUCUUCGUGUGGGGCGGCUGCUGCUUCAUCUGCAUCUUCUUCGUGUGGGCGAUGAUCUACGAGACUAAGGGCCUGUCGCUGGAGCAGGUCGACGAGCUGUACGGCAAGGUGUCCAAGGCGUGGCAGUCGCCCGGCUUCGUGCCCUCGGUGUCCUUCCAGGACGUCCAGGACGCCAACGUCGAUGCGCGCCGCAUGAGCCUUACCGAUGCUGAGGCGCAGGCUACGCGCAAGAGGUCCGCGCAGUACAAUGAGAACUACAACGAGAAGACUGUCGUUUAGGUAUGAUGGAAUGUGUAAUGCGGUAUGAGGUGGUUGGACUCGGUGUUUUAGUUGGUAUAUCCAUUUGGCUUUCAGGGGCUUGAAUAUAGCAGGUCCUGGUGUAUAUUCAAUUGCUAUCAUUUUCACAA
This is a messenger RNA of Boeremia exigua, 1872 nucleotides long. Its product is annotated as general substrate transporter. Gene Ontology annotation, molecular function: carbohydrate:proton symporter activity. The record is from RefSeq and is a predicted model, not a curated record. NCBI's taxonomy places the organism in Eukaryota, Fungi, Ascomycota, Dothideomycetes, Pleosporales, Didymellaceae. Gene Ontology annotation, biological process: carbohydrate transport; transmembrane transport. Bases 128 to 1744 code for a protein of 538 amino acids. Gene Ontology annotation, cellular component: membrane. The transcript has 3 exons.